AUGAAACUUUUCAAUCAAUUGGCAGUUUUGAUAAUUGCAGCCUCUGUACCUGUCUUUUCAUUUUCAAUCUCAAAUUUAAUCCCCCAUCCUAACGAUAAUGUAUUACAUUUGGAUUUAAAUCAUCAAUUAAGAAUCCAACAAUUGAAUCCUAAAAGUUUAGGCUUGGAUGUGGUUAAUCAAUAUACGGGGUAUUUUGAUAUUGCCGAAUCCAAACAUUUAUUCUAUUGGUUUUUUGAAUCGAGAAAUGAUCCCCUUAAUGAUCCAAUUGUAUUAUGGUUAAAUGGUGGACCAGGUUGUUCAUCCACCACUGGAUUAUUCUUUGAAUUAGGUCCAUCUUUCAUUAAUGAAACUUUACAACCUCAAUAUAAUCCAUAUAGUUGGAAUUCAAAUGCAUCUGUGAUCUUUUUAGAUCAACCUAUUGGGGUGGGAUAUUCAUAUUCUGAUGAUCCAUUAUCAGUUAAUGUCAAUAGUACUGAUAUUGCAGGUAAAGAUGUUUAUAUAUUUUUAGAAUUAUUCUUUAAGAAAUUUCCCCAAUUUUUAAAUAACAAAUUUCAUAUUUCAGGUGAAUCAUACGCUGGUCACUAUAUCCCUAAAUUCGCUAGUGAAAUCAUAAAUCAAAAGGAUAGAUCAUUCGAAUUAGCCAGUGUCUUGAUUGGGAACGGUAUAACUGAUGCCAUUCAACAAUAUAAAGCUUUAAUUCCUAUGGCUUGUGGUCAAGGUGGAUAUCAUCCUAUCAUUAGUGCUGAAGAUUGUCAACAUCUUGAAGAUAUUUAUCCUGAAUGUAAAGUUGGUUUAGAUGAAUGUUAUGCUGAUCCAACUAAUGCUACUGUUUGUGCUACUGCAGAUUCAUUCUGCUCUAAAGCCAUGUUUGGACCCUUUGAUAAAACUGGAUUAAAUCCAUUUGAUAUUAGAGUUCCAUGUCAUGAAAGUCCUGAUGAUACUGGUGAUUGUUAUAAACCUAUUGAUUACGUAUCUGAAUAUUUAACUCUUCCAUCCAUCAAACAAGUGGUCGGAGUUGAUCCUAAAGUGAUUGGUGAAUUUUCCGGAUGUUCAUCAUCUGUAUCUCGUUUAUUCCAUUCUGUUGGUGAUAAAGCCAUCCCUCAUCAACAAUUCAUUACUGAAUUAUUAGAAACCAAAGUUAGAGUAUUGAUUUAUGCUGGUGAUAAAGAUUAUAGAUGUAAUUGGGUUGGAAAUUAUGAAUGGACUAAUAAUUUACCUUACUCCGGUCAUUAUUUCUUUAAUAAACAACCAUUAAAACCAUGGAAAAUCACUUCAAAUGAAGUUCCAAGUGGAGAAGUUAAAUAUUAUGAGAAUUUCACCUUUUUAAGAAUUUAUAAUGCCGGUCAUAUGGUUCCUCAUGAUAAACCAAGAGAAUCUUUACAUAUGUUAAAUUCAUGGUUAAAUGAUGAGUUAUACUAG
Molecule: messenger RNA, 1419 nt
Organism: Scheffersomyces coipomensis
Lineage: Eukaryota; Fungi; Ascomycota; Pichiomycetes; Serinales; Debaryomycetaceae
Product: S10 family peptidase
Exons: 2
Coding region: 1-1419 (472 amino acids)
Biological process (GO): proteolysis
Cellular component (GO): fungal-type vacuole
Molecular function (GO): serine-type carboxypeptidase activity
Source: RefSeq, a predicted model, not a curated record